Balaenoptera ricei (Rice's whale) is the source of this 6959-nucleotide messenger RNA. It is a transcript of the gene CCDC186, whose product is annotated as coiled-coil domain containing 186. Gene Ontology annotation, molecular function: small GTPase binding. The record is from RefSeq and is a predicted model, not a curated record. Gene Ontology annotation, biological process: vesicle cytoskeletal trafficking. The transcript has 16 exons. Lineage: Eukaryota; Metazoa; Chordata; Mammalia; Artiodactyla; Balaenopteridae. Gene Ontology annotation, cellular component: trans-Golgi network. Bases 176 to 2875 code for a protein of 899 amino acids.
UCACCGCUGCCCCCCCCACUUCCUGGUCUGCUGGACCCCGUUAUGGAGAAGUUGGCCCCUAAGCGGGAAUUCCAAUGGCCUCUUUAGGGGUGUGGCCUAAGGCUCGAAGAAGUGGGAUGUAAAACAAAGAUCAGGAACAGCUUUGAAGGUGCAAAGUGAAUCCGUGCCAGUCAGCAUGUCAGAAACAGAGCACAUAGCCUCCAUUUCCUCUGAUCAAAAUAUUGAGAAAACAUCUGAAAUAAAGGAAGACUCAUGCAAUUCGUUUUCUGGUGAUGAAAACAGCAGCUUAGAAAAUGAGUCCAAACUGUUGUCAUUAAACUUUGAUAAAACUUUAUGUCAGCCUAAUGAACACAAUAAUCAAAUUGAAACACAGGAACAUUAUAUUCCAAAUCAUGGUGGAGGUGAGGAUUCCUGUGCUAAAACAGACAUACGCCCAGAAGAUUCUGAACAAAUAGCUAAUUUUCCUGGUGGAGAUUUUACAAAGCAAGUUUUGAAAACAAAUGAAGCAGAACAAACAGUAACACAAAUAUUGGCGGAAUUAAGGUCAUCUACAUUUUCAGAAGCAGCUAAUCAAAAGACUUAUUCAGAAAGUCCUUAUGAUACAGACUGCACCAAGAAACUUAUUUCAAAAAUGAAGAAUGUUUCAACAUCAGAGGAUUUGUUGGAAGAAAUAGAAUCUGAGCUCUUAUCUACUGAGUUUGCAAAAGAACACCGACUACCAAAUGGAAUGAAUAAGGGAGAAAAUGCAUUAGUUAUGUUUGAAAAGUGUGUGCAAGAUAAGCAUUUGCAGCAGGAGCAUACCAUAAAGAAGUUAAUUAAAGAAAAUAAGAAGCAUCAGGAACUUAUCUUAGACAUUUGUUCAGAAAAAGACAAUUUAAGAGAAGAACUAAAAAAAAGAACAGAAACAGAGAAGCAGCAUAUGAACACAAUUAAACAGUUAGAAUCAAGAAUAGAGGAACUUAAUAAAGAAGUUCAAGCUUCCAAAGAUAAAGUACUAGCUCAAGACACUGCAACUAAAAAUGCAAUUCAGCAGUUACACAAAGAGAUGGCCCAUCGGAUGGAACAGGCCAACAAGAAAUGUGAGGAGGCACGCCAGGAAAAAGAAGCAAUGGUAAUGAAGUAUGUAAGAGGUGAGAAGGAAUCUUUAGACCUUCGAAAGGAAAAAGAGAUACUUGAAAAAAAACUUAGAGAUGCAAACAAAGAAUAUGAGAAAAACACUAACAAAAUUAAGCAACUUUCUCAGGAGAAAGGACGGUUGCACCAGCUGUAUGAAACAAAGGAAGGUGAAACUACUAGACUCGUCAGAGAAAUAGACAAAUUAAAGGAAGAUAUCAACUCUCACAUCAUUAAAGUAAAAUGGGCACAAAACAAAUUAAAAGCAGAAAUGGAUUCACACAAGGAAACCAAAGAUAAACUCAAAGAAACAACAACAAAAUUAACUCAAGCAAAGGAAGAAGCAGAUCAAAUUCGGAAAAAUUGUCAGGAUAUGAUAAAAACAUAUCAGGAAUCAGAAGAAAUUAAAUCAAAUGAACUUGAUGCCAAGCUUAGAGUCACAAAAGGAGAACUUGAAAAACAAAUGCAAGAAAAAUCUGACCAGCUAGAAAUGCAUCAUGCCAAAAUAAAGGAACUAGAAGAUCUGAAGAGGACAUUUAAGGAGGGCAUGGAUGAGCUACGAACACUGAGAACAAAGGUAAAAUGUCUAGAAGAUGAACGAUUGAGAACAGAAGAUGAAUUAUCAAAAUAUAAAGAAAUUAUUAAUCGCCAAAAAGCUGAAAUUCAGAAUUUAUUGGACAAAGUGAAAAUUGCAGAUCAGAUACAGGAGCAGCAUCAAAGAGGUAAACAAGAAAUUGAAAAUUUGAAGGAAGAAGUGGAGAGUCUUAAUUCUUUGAUUAAUGACCUACAAAAAGACAUCGAAGGCAGUAGGAAAAGAGAAUCUGAGCUACUACUGUUUACAGAAAAGCUCACUAGUAAGAAUGCACAACUUCAGUCUGAAUCUAAUUCUUUGCAGUCACAAUUUGAUAAACUUUCCUGUAGUGAAAGUCAGUUACAAAGCCAAUGUGAACACAUGAAACAGACAAAUAUUAAUUUGGAAAGUAGAUUGUUAAAAGAAGAAGAACUGCGAAAAGAGGAAGUCCAGACUCUGCAAGCUGAACUCACUUGUAGACAAACCGAAGUUAAAGCAUUGAGUACCCAGGUUGAAGAAUUAAAAGAUGAGUUAGUAACUCAAAGACGUAAACAUGCCUCUAGUGUCAAGGAUCUUACCAAACAACUUCAGCAAGCACGAAGAAAGUUAGAUCAGGUUGAGAAUGGAAGCUAUGAUAAAGAAGUCAGCAGCAUGGGAAGUCGUUCUAGUUCAUCAGGGUCCCUCAAUGCUCGAAGCAGUGCAGAAGAUCGAUCUCCAGAAAAUACUGGGUCGUCAGUAGCUGUGGAUAACUUUCCAGAAGUAGACAAGGCCAUGCUGAUUGAGAGGAUAGUAAGGCUGCAAAAGGCACAUGCUCGGAAAAAUGAAAAGAUAGAAUUUAUGGAGGAUCACAUCAAACAAUUGGUGGAAGAAAUUAGGAAAAAAACAAAAAUAAUUCAGAGUUACAUUUUACGAGAAGAAUCAGGCACACUUUCUUCAGAGGCAUCUGAUUUUAACAAAGUCCAUUUAAGUAGACGGGGUGGCAUCAUGGCAUCUUUGUACACAUCCCAUCCAGCUGAUAGUGGAUUAACAUUGGAACUCUCUUUGGAGAUCAACCGAAAACUACAGGCUGUUUUGGAGGAUACGUUAUUGAAAAAUAUUACUUUGAAGGAAAAUCUGCAAACACUUGGAACAGAAAUAGAACGUCUUAUUAAACACCAGCAUGAGCUAGAACAGAGGACGAAGAAAACCUAACACAAAGUUCUUCCUCAGUAAACAGACAAAAGCUACACAAGGAGCAGGUGCCAUUGCCCAGUAUUGUUGGAAACUUUUCCCUGCUUUGUGUGUCAGCCAGUAAAAAAUUUGUUUUGCUUCAUCUGUAUAAAAAAGUACCUUUUUACAAUACAAAUGCAUUGCUGUGUAUACUGUAAGAAUGUAAGCAUUGAUGAAACUUGUUUUUGUGUGGUGACAGCCUGUCAUUGAAUCAGAACAACUUAUUUAAUUUGCUGAUAGUCAUAUGAAGUGCUGAACAUUAUGACAAGGGCUUUUGAAAACCCCUUCUCCAUAUUUCUUCCCUUUAAAAUAUAUAAUGUCAAAAAUGAUUUCACUUUUUAAAAUUAUGCAUGAAAGGACAGGUGUUAAUCAUUCAGUAAUAUGCUAUUUCUCCAACAUGAAGAAAACUAAAGAAGUGAUAAAAACUUGUUUUGACAUUCUAAUAUAACAUUUGCUUGUGUGUUAGGGAUGCUAGUGAGUUCUUAAACCAUUUGAUUUUAAUGGAAGCUAAUAGGAAAGCUAGCUUUUGGUAACUAGCAAUGAUCAGGCAUUGUAUGCCCCUGUCAGGUUUCCUUAUUUGUGCUAGGUACAUUUUUUUCAGAUUCGAAUUGAGUUAAUAGUUGAGUUUUUUAAAUCUCCAGUUACAUAAAAUAUGAUUUUAAAUAACCUGCUCAUUUAGAGAAUUCCUGUGGACUUCAGUUAUUUUUUAAAAUGUGAAAUGGAUUAGUCUCAUUAGAACAGAGAGAUGAAUAAUGAAUUCUUUGAAACUGAAAUACUUUAGUUUUACUGACAUCAAGUAUAAAGAUAAAUUUAAGAUAUUUAUAAAGAACCAGUUCCCAAGAGAAUCCAGCAUAUGGCACUGUUAACCAUUUUAUCUGUGCACCAUUCUUUACUGUUGGUAUAAUUAUAUAUUAUAGUGAGGUGAUCUUACAGUCCCCAGAUAUGAUGUGUUUGGUAUAUUUAUUUAAAAUACAAAAUAAUUACAUCUCCGUAACCAAAGGAAUUUUAGAACCAAAUUUAUGUAUCCUGUUGGAUUUUUACAAUAUUUAUGAUGUACACUUAAAUGUUGACAGUCAUAGCAUCAGUAUUUCUGUCAUUGAAUUUUUUUCUCACCUCUUGUAAUUUCUCACUUAUUUUAAUUUCUGUGUGUGGUUUUUCACAUUUCAUUAUAUUCAGAUAAUUUCUGUAGUAGAUACCUUGGCACAUACACAGAUGUUGCAGCAAGCCUCAUUUUCGUUUUGGAUUUUCGCAACCUUCUUUCUCCCCUUAAGAGAAGUAAGCUUUGCGGUGAUGGAUUAAAAGCCUUUAAAGAAUUGUGUGGCUUUAAAAGUUGGGCGGGGCUUAUGGUGGCAAUUUCCCUUUAAUGUGUUUUAACUUUUUUUAAAAAUCAACAUUGCUUUAAAAGAUCAGUUACUAAGGAUUAGAUAAUUCAAUGCAGCAUUUUUUCUGUAUAUUGAGUUAUAUGUUGUCAUCCAAAAACAAAAUCUUUUCACUUCAGAAUGGAAAUACAAGUCCAGAAACAUUUUAUAUUUAAAAUAGCUAUAAAAGUUUUAGCCUUACCAUAAUGUAUCUUGUUCUUUUUACCAGUGAUAAUUUAUCAAAAUAAAGAAAUGAGGGUAAGUGCAAUCCCAUCUGAAUUAUUUUCCUAGUUGUUUUUGACAAUACUAUUGAUACUCCCAAAGACUAUUUAGUCAACAUAACUAAAUUUUUACAGCUUCUUAUGUGAUAUAGAUUCAUACACUACAGUAUUUGUUUUUUUCCUCCCAAGACACAAAUUUAUUAAUGGAGACCAAAUAGUGGUCAGAACCAUAGUAUUCUAUGUCUAUACACCUUAAAAAUAUACAUUUUUUGCAUACAUAUAUUACAUAUGAAAAUGAAACAUUCCAAUAUUAACAUUUGUGCCAGCAUUCAUUUAGAGAAGUUUAAUGGUUAAACAAUUUUAGAAGAAUGUAAUUAUAAACCAUAUUUUGACUUAUUAUUACUUUUCGCACCCAUAAAUGUAUGGAACUGUGGAAAACUUGAAGAAAAUGCUUUAUUUUCCUUUUGCUCUUUAGUUUCUACUAUAUCCUUUUGUAUAUGGAUCAGGACUGAGCAAAGUGUGUACAAAAAUGUGCAUUUAUCAGCUCCCUCUCUCUAAACUGAUUCACAAACAGAUUCUGAUGUAAGCAUUUAGAGGGCCUUCUACCCUUACUGUACUGAAUAUAUGGAGAGAAGAAUGGGGUGUCUAGAAAAGGAAAAUAGUCUGGAUAAACUUGAGAUCUAGGAGAAAUUUUGUUUUAUGUGUUUAUUAUUAAUUGAACACAUCAAAUGCUGUUUUUGUUAGCACUAUUUUGGUUUCUUUGAGCAGGAAGUGAUUUUUGUGUGUGUGUGUAUAUAUAUGUAUACACUUCACUAGGUUUUAAUUUUAAAGUGAAUACUUGCUGUGACUCCCUUUUUCCCAUACCACUUCAAACGUUAGCCUGAUAAGUUUUAAGGAUUGAAAAUGGUGGGUUUGGGCAGAAGAAUGAGUUUAAAGUGGUUUUUUUUUUUUUUUUAAACUUUCUAUCCAUAACCAUUUAAAGCAGAUUAUCUUGAAAUUAAAUUUUGUCAGGCUACCAACAUGUUAUUUAUUCAUGUAAUAAACACAGUUAUUAGAAACCUCUUAUUGCCAGGCACCAUACAGGGUAUCAUCAUUAUACUGAUAGACCAGACAGGGCAAUUCCUGUCUUUACGGAGCUUAUGGUCUAGUGAAAACAGCUGGGAGGCAGUAGGAGCAGCUCUUUAAGCCUCUGCAGCUCACAACCAGCCCCUGUUGGAAGAGGGUUAAUUCACUUGUGCAAGUAUGUGACCCAGAAGUCUCACUCUGGCGUGAAGCUUUGGGAAAUGAAUCCUUGCUGAGGUACACUGAGAGCAGAUUGCUGUUUUCGUGGUGGUUCUGCACAUUCCUAACUUUUUUUCACAGCUUGAUGUUUAAUUAUUCUUUAAGAAGAAGGAAAAAAAAAUCCAAAGACUAUAAAAUGGUAUUUGAUUUUUGCCAUUUUAGUAAAUUAUUAAUGCCUCCUUGAUGCUCAUAAAGAUGAAUCUAAUCACAUUGUCAUGCAUAUUUCCAAACUUUGUUUUACAGUAUACUCUAAAGACUUUUACAUAUAAUUUUAGGCCAAGAUUUACCAGUAGAAGGAAAAAAGCACUAGAAACCAUUAAUAUUGUAAAUGUUAUAUAUGCUACCGUGGUGAAAAUAUUUUUAUCAAUCAUGUUAUUCCAUAUCAUUAAUUUGCCUUAUGGAUGCUGAGUCCAGUGGUCUAUCUUCCAGUAACCUUUUUAAAACAAAACAAUUCUUUUUUGACACUAAGAUUGUUAAUUUUUAACACCAGUUGGUGGCACUAGAAACCUGAAAAUUUUCAAGGCUGAACAAGAGAAGAUAAUCAAAAGAGAAUCCAAACAAAGAAUUUUCAGGAAAAUAAAUGAAAAAUAUAAUUGUAUAUUAAAGAUGUAUUUUUCUUCUGGAAUGAAAUUCUUUUUUAAAAUGCAUAUGGCUGUCCAUUUUGACUAUGAUGAAACUUGUUUACCUUCCAAAGUUCAUAUAUAUAUAUGUGUGCAUUGUACAGAUAAUCUUUAGUUUGAUUAUACUGUUCAUUUUGUAAAUAUGUUUCUGUAUAAAAUGAAUCUUUUCAAGAGAAUUUUAUGUAUAUAUUGUACUUAUUAAAUAGGUAAUGCCUAUUUACCAAGUUGUAUUUUACUGGCAUCUUUGAUUAUUUAUUUACGCACACCACUUGCUAACAGACUGAUUCUCCAGACUUGGCAAAACCUGAUUCAGAUUGCUUGAAUUUUCUUUUUUAAACCAGAUUAAGAAUUUUUGCUUUCCAUUUUUGUCUUUACUCAUUACCAUUAAAAGUCAGUGAACAAUAGUAAGCAAAUUGAAUGCCACGUUGUAUUUUAAAUUUUUGUUUAAAUUAUUGAUAGCAAAAUUUGGCCUUUUAUAAAAGGCCUUUUAUACAUGCCUAUGUGAAAAUUUCUCAUUGAACUUGACAAGCCAGUAAUAAAUUCAGAUUUUCCACAAAAUUAUGGAACUUACUUGCCCAAAUUAUCC